AUGUAUGCAGUUAGUCUACUAUCAAGAUUCAUGCAGAAUCCAAAUCAAGUUCAUCAUGRAGCAGCUAAAAGAAUACUAAGGUAUUUGCAAGGAACAAAGAGCUAUGGAAUUUGGUACAGAGUCACACAUGACUCUAAGCUCAUUGGCUACACCGACAGUGACUGGGCAGGUUCUGUAGAUGACAUGAAAAAUUUCAUACUAACCAACUACUCGGAGAUAGCUCUUGAUGCUUUUCAAGUCACAGCAGAUGUUAGCGGAGCUCCUAUAACAAAUUUGUCUGGAAGGAUCUUCUAUGGAAAACUGUUGUGGAGCAGAAGAAAGAACUAGAUAGCUACCUUCAAUUCUACCUUCGUACUCAAUAUUUCGCCCCGCACUGAGCCCCCCGGCGAAGGUUUGGCCUUCAUAUUGUCAGCAGAAUCAAGCAUUCCGGACCACAGAGAAGGCCAAUGGCUUGAGAUUGUAAAUGCAAGCACCAAUGGCUCCUCCAGCAGCAAUAUUGUUGCUGUAGAAUUUGACACAAGGAAGAGCUACCCAGAAGACGUUGAUGACAGCCAUGUAGGCUUGGAUGUCAAUAGCAUUUACUCCAGGCAGAAAUUUUCAUUGAGUGGUUACGGCGUCAAUCUUUCGAGCGGAACUGAUAUUACCUUCAACAUUCAAUACAACGGGACGUGGAAAACGUUGGAAGUCUUUCUUGUCAUGAGUAAUGGAACUGUGAAUCCAUUGAUUUCAUAUCCACUUGAUCCGUCUGACUAUCUUCCGGAAGUUUAUGUGGGAUUCUCAGCUUCCACCGGGAAUAAUACCCAACUCAACUGUGUAAAAUCAUGGGAUUUCACAGGUGAGGACAUAGAAGAUGAUCCUCUCCACCUGUUGUGGGUUUGGAUCUUGAUACCUGUAGCGACCCUCUUACUGUGCGGAUUGACUGGAUUCAUCUAUUACUAUUAUUUGCGAAGGAAACACGGGGAACAAAAAAUUGUGGAUCCCACCAUAGAAAUACAGAUUGGAGGCUACACCAUAGCACCUCGGAGGUUCAAAUUUAAGGAACUCAAAACUGCAACUGCAAAUUUCCAUCCCAACAACAAGCUUGGGAAAGGAGGAUUUGGGACAGUCUACAAAGGAUUAAUCUUGAAAGAAAACAACCUGGAGAUUGCUGUAAAACGAGUGUCAAAAGGUUCAACCCAAGGCAAGCAAGAGUUCAUUGCAGAGGUGACAACAAUCAGCCGUCUCCGACACAAGAACCUAGUGAAAUUAAUUGGGUGGUGCUACGAAGGUGAUGAGCUCCUCCUCGUGUAUGAGUUCCUAUCUGGCGGGAGCCUAGACAAACUCAUAUUUCCUGCCCAGAACCAGAGAACGAAGGAUGUGCAAGUGCAAUUGAGUUGGAAAAGAAGGCACAAAAUUAUUUGUGGAGUGGCUUCUGCACUGGAUUAUCUACACAACGGAAGUGAGAAGCGAGUUUUGCACCGUGACGUAAAAUCUAGCAAUGUUAUGUUGGAUGCAGAAUUCAAUGCUCGAUUGGGAGACUUUGGAUUGGCUCGAACCGUUCAACAGGAGGGUGAAACUAAUCAUUCCACACAGCAGUUAGGUAUCUUCCUUCUGGAAGUUGCAUGUGGACGAAGACCUGGUAAUCAAAACCCACAAAGCAACUCUAAAAGCAAUAUUGUUGAUUGGGUAUGGGAGUUGUAUGGAAAAGGCCAGAUUCUGGAUGCUGUUGACCCCAGAUUGCAGCAGGAUGACUUGAACGAGGAGCAAAUGGAAUGUGUGCUGAAGUUGGGAUUGGCAUGUUGUCAUCCAAAUCCUAAUUACAGGCCCUCCAUGAGAGUGGCCUUGCGAGUUCUCACUGGUGAAACAAUCCCACCAACUCCACCCGAUGAGAAACCUGCUUUUAUUUGGCCAGCCACAUCUGCUUCUUUUGGAGAUGAUUCAGAUUUUUCUCUGCAUGUACAUGUAGGGCAGCUAACUCCAAGCACAGAUCUCAGUGGCAGAUGA
Molecule: messenger RNA, 1983 nt
Organism: Nelumbo nucifera (sacred lotus)
Lineage: Eukaryota; Viridiplantae; Streptophyta; Magnoliopsida; Proteales; Nelumbonaceae
Source: RefSeq, a predicted model, not a curated record